Messenger RNA from Guyanagaster necrorhizus, 670 nucleotides. RefSeq lists its product as uncharacterized. NCBI's taxonomy places the organism in Eukaryota, Fungi, Basidiomycota, Agaricomycetes, Agaricales, Physalacriaceae. The coding region runs from base 137 to 499 and encodes 120 amino acids. The transcript is spliced from 2 exons. The record is from RefSeq and is a predicted model, not a curated record.
AACACGAACUGGCGCGCCUUACACUUUACUUUCAUGGAGUACACUCCUCGUUAUGCCCAGCCAUUUACCUUAAACCAGGCGAUCCAGUUGGAUAUUCCUGUGAUCACUGAAGGUUGAUUCACAACUAUGUGCUAUCAUGGAUUGGCCCAUUUUAAUCGAUGCAGAAAUCGUCCGGCUGCAGAACUCACUUCAGCAUCUCCGUGAAACCCAGGAACUCCUUGGGCAGCAUAUAACAGAGAAUCCUAACGACCAGGAUGUUGAAAUAGAGAAAGCUCUCGAGGAGAAUGAGACUGUAAUUGGAUCGCAGGAGGAGCGUAUAGGCAUCUUGAGAAUGGCCCUAGCUGAGAAAGGAAUGAUUACAGGCAGCCAUUACAACGUGGCUCCUUCUAACAGCAUUCCCGCUGAACACGACAUCCAACGGAGAGGGGACCUUGUAGCUGGAGAUCAGACGAAUGGUAUUGUAGCAGAGAGCGCCAACGAAGCUGGUAUUCAUCUAUAAAUAAUGUCUCGGGGAAAAAUGGAGCUCGAUUUCCCUAAGACUAUUGACACCGUCGCGCAUAUAAUACAGCAACGAAGGAUAAAAGUACAGAAGGUAUGAUAAGUGGUGCUUGCUUUCAAAAGAGCAUGACAGACACAACCUGCGAGGGUUCUGUCACCUCCAGGAUGAUAC